Molecule: messenger RNA, 1415 nt
Organism: Trichosurus vulpecula (common brushtail)
Lineage: Eukaryota; Metazoa; Chordata; Mammalia; Diprotodontia; Phalangeridae
Product: T-box transcription factor TBX21-like
Exons: 7
Coding region: 1-1278 (425 amino acids)
Biological process (GO): positive regulation of DNA-templated transcription; lymphocyte migration; cell fate specification
Cellular component (GO): nucleus
Molecular function (GO): DNA-binding transcription factor activity, RNA polymerase II-specific; RNA polymerase II cis-regulatory region sequence-specific DNA binding
Source: RefSeq, a predicted model, not a curated record
AUGCCGGCCAACUUGCAGCCAGCCCAAGGCUACAAGGGCUCUGGCUCCACGCUAGACCUCAACCAUGUGCAGAGUUCCCAGUUCUCGGCCAACCGCGAGGCGAAUAUCCCCUUCGAGGCCCCUGACACCUGCAACGGGAUCUCUAUCUCAGGAAAACUGAAAGUGAUCCUCAAAAAUCAUUCCCUGUGGCUCCAGUUUUCCAGACAGCAGACGGAAAUGAUCCUUAACAGGAGCGGCAGGCGGCUGUUCCCCUUCCCGGCUUACAAAAUCCAGGGGAUGAACCCAGUUGCUCAUUACCAGGUAUUUCUGGAAGUAGUACCGGUUGAUCAACACCGUUGGCGAUAUCAGAACGGCGACUGGUCUCAGUGUGAAAAAACAGAGAACAACAUGCUAGGGAAUCAGCUAUAUAUCCACCCAGACUCCCCCAACACAGGGGCCCACUGGAUGAAGAAAGAGAUCAAAUUCGAAAAACUCAAGGUGACUAACAAUGAGGAAGCUACCAAUAAAGGGAACAAGAUGAUCUUAUUGCAGUCCUUCCACAAAUACCAACUAAGGCUUGGUAUUGAAGAGGUGAGGAAUGGAGAACGUGAAACACCAGCUCCUUCCUCCUUCAUUUUUCCUGAAACGGAAUUCAUUGCUGUAACUGCAUAUCAAAAUGCUAAGCUCUCCAGGCUCAAAAUUCUAUACAAUCCCUUUGCCAAAGGCUUUAGAGAACACUACUAUCCUGAAGAACAUGUGAAUAAGCACCUUGCAUCAGUGGACUCCACUGCCAUGGUCACAGCCUUCCCUGAAACUGAUUCUUGUGGCUCCCUACUGGAGCUAGGAGAGGGUUCUUGUCAAGCCAAGGAAAGGGCACCACUGAGUCCUGGGCUUUUGGCCCAGGCUGCUCAGCCACUCCAGGGCUAUGCUUAUGACUGCACUCCCAGAAGCAGCAACUUUCUGUCCUUGGGCAUGAGUGGCAUGGAGUGUGGCUUUUUGCCCUUCACUUCCCCACCCACCACCCACCACAACCCCAGACAAGAUGCUGUGUUCCCUCAAGGGGACUGGUGCCCUUCUUCCUCAUCUAACUGCACCAAGACCGAGGGGGGAUGGCUCCAUUCUGUACCCCCAGUGCCCAUGGACACUAUCACUAGGGCUGAGGAAGAGAAGCAACUUGAAGAAGAACUCUGGAUCUAUGCCCCAACAUCAGAUUCUAAUGACUUUGGCCUGGGUGAAGAAGUCUCAAAGGAGAGAGCUUUGUCUCCUGAUGAUUCAGGGAAUGAAAUGUGUUCAGGAUAGAAAUGCAGAAAACACGCCAGGUAGAAUGCUAUGGACCCUCCAGGGACUUUUUCCAUAGUUAAGUCCAACAUGAACAAGGAAGGCUGGCUCCAAUCAGUACUGCCAGCGACCAUGGAAGUUUUCACUGGGACCCAGGA